Habropoda laboriosa is the source of this 5795-nucleotide messenger RNA. RefSeq names its product titin. The record is from RefSeq and is a predicted model, not a curated record. NCBI's taxonomy places the organism in Eukaryota, Metazoa, Arthropoda, Insecta, Hymenoptera, Apidae.
ACCAGAGGGUACAGGGAGUCGCCUAGAAGCCGCUGCAGCAGCGGGCUGCUCUAGGAAACAUCAAACUCUCCUCUCUCUCUCUUUCUCUCUUUCCCCCUAUCACGGUUUCUCCCUCUUUUUCCACCCUUUUCUCCGGGGUCGUGGCAACACCGUGCCACGCGACGCCAGCACCACCGCCGCGGAUCGUCAAACUGAAAGGGAAAAAUAGAAAAAGGGAGAAAAAGAAACACACACGCGCGCAGAAAGCAAGUAAACGUCGAGAAAAAGGGCAUUCGGGAACGUGAAUAGGCGAGACAUCGCGCGACUCUGUACAUCGGUAUUAUACCUCGAGAGUUUAUACGCAUCGCCGUCAGGUAGGCCAGAGAGGAAGAGAAGACUGGAGGUGGACAAGUGGAAUCCAAGGGGGUGGGGAUGGAGCCGGAGCAACGUGGACGCGCCUCACGAGCGUCGUCGACGUCGAGCCUCGGCCGCGAGGUACGUUGUGGCUGUCAGUACUACCAGAGCGACUCGCUUCUGCCGGAACGACGUGCUCUCCUCGGUAGACCGCCGUCCAGGACGAUGCAGCAGCCACCUGCGGUCCGCUGCAGCGAGCACGAUUACGAACCGAUCGCGGCGCCGUCGCCGUCGCCCAAGCUGGCGACGGCUCCGGUCGUCCGGAUCACCGACACGGAUGUGGUGCCCGUCGCUGACAGCGACGAAAGCAUCGACGACCGGACACGGCUGCCGCUGGAGUUGACACGGGCUGGCGAUGUGGUCCUUCCUUUGGAUGGCAAGAUCGAAGAUACCGCGAUGGAGGCUCGCGAACUCGUUGAAACUGGCGGCACUCCGGGCGCUGAGUCCAGGACCGAUGGCGAGGUCAACACUAGUCAGGUAGAUUCGUUGGCAUUGGAGGAGCUUCCUCUUCGUCGCGGUGCCCGUGGCCUGCCCCAACGAUUGAAGACGCAAGCUGGCAAACUACGAACUCGCCUGAGAAACAUCCAACGACCGAGCUUCGCUUUCGCUGAACGACAGAAAACGGAGAAGCCAAGAUCGACCAACAGCGCUAGAUCCGACAGGUCCAGGACUGAGAAACGACCCAGUCGAAUGGACAGGAUACGCUCUUCGUUCUCGGAGAGACCACGAUUCAAUCUACCGAGUCGCCCGAAGUUUUCGUUGCCCGAUCGAUCCAAGUUUCAUCUGCCAGAACGAGCGAAAUUUCACUUGCCCGAUAAAGCGAAGUUCAACAUCAAGAAACCGAACAUUCGUCUUCCUAAUGCUUUAACACGCGCGAAAAAAUCGCCACCCAUGCAUGGACAACGCUCCACAGAUUCCACGAUCGGUUCUCGCAAAAAUAUCUUCGACUUUUCCACUUAUCCACGAAUAUUCGACAAAAAAUCGAAGACCAAGGGGGAGUACGCUACCUCCACGCCGAAAGAUUCGAGGGCCCAGUCCGCAGAGAGCGCUACGUUCCCUCGAACUCGCAAAAAAGCCGAUAGAUGGCCGCACAGGUUCGAUACACCGAUCGCUUACAUCGACGAGGAUCGUUCGAACGAGGAAACCGCGAUAGAAAGAGCGCGACCAUGGCGCCAUCCCUCCAUGGAGGAGCCUAGAUUGUCAAUAGGUGAAAUUAAUGUAACCACGAUUCCUUGGGAGGAGAAACAUAGACCGCAGGAGUUACAGUAUAUGGAUUAUGAGCAGGAGUCUCCUGAAACUUCCGAUCACCAGCCACGUCCUAGAUCAGAGGCGUCUAGAACGGAGGAGGAAUCUUAUGACAGAGAUGGAAUGGAGUCAGACCCGAGACUGUACCGCGAUCAGGUUGAAAAAGACGUGGAAGAAGAGAGUCCAGAGAACUGGAGGACCAAAGAAGAGAUUCCUAGAAAAGAAUUCAGACAAAUUCAAAAGUCUAGAUCUUUGGAGGAACUUCUCAGAGCCAGAGAGGAAGAAAGAUACGAAGCUUCUUUUGCAAUGGUUGAUCCAAGAAGGUACGGAGUACACAAGACACCCUCCGAGGAGGAAGAAUACGAAGAGGAAAUGGAGGACGAAGAAGAACCGGAGCCUUCGUCCGCUCAGUCUGACAGGGAGCAGCAGCAUUCGAGCGCCAGCUCCUGUGACAGACGUCGUCGAGGAGUGAUAGAGGAGAUAGACUCCGAUGAAUUCUUUCUACGAGCAAGUGGACUCAGUCAGGGUGAUAUGAACCUAGGUAAAUAUUUGUCCAGUGAGAUAAGAGACGCCUUCAGACCAGAAAGAGCCAAUAUCCUGGCUGACGAGGACAUAAUGCCAGUUCCACCGCAACGACCAACAAGAAAAAGGUCCAUAAGGAAACAAAAGCAAAGUUCGAUAGAAUCUUAUGACACAAUGCCACCGAUUAGACCGAAAAGGGACUCGAACAGGAUUCGACGAAGCGAAUCCGCCGACGAUCAGUUCCGUGAACGAACCAGAAGCGACUCUAGACACAGGGUGGUCUAUCAGACAGAGGGAAAACCCGCGGAAAUUCCAGUGGAACCACUGGACGAUAUCGUAGUGGUGAAGCCCAUGCGCAGAAAGUCCAAAUCCUCGCAAAGGAGUGGGUCUCAACUACCGGAAAUGGAACAAGCGCCACCUGUGGCGCCUACACGGCGAAAGCGCCUGCGCAAAACGCCAGCGGAGCGGAGAAACGGUGAACUAGGGCCCGUUUGUAACGGACAUUCUGAAUGGACAGCCGAUUCUGCGCCAGAAAAACCUCUUCCCUCACCUCCACCGAUGAUCGACGAAGAUUUGCAAAGGGAGCAAGAAUUAUAUACUACCGAGGAUAUCAUUACAGGAAGCGAGGAGGAUAUUCAAAUGUUAGCUACCAGACUCCAGCAUGAGGAAUACAUGGAGCCAGUCCCAGUGCCGCCAAAACGGAGAUCCAGGUCCAGAGGCACUUCCGUUGCUCAGGACGAAGACAGAACCUCCCAUGGAGCUGAAUCUUUGCCCGAAGCUGGUUACGUGGAAGAGGAUAUUCCUCCAGAUGACGUGAACCUUGAGAGAGAUUUAUCUGGUUACGCUAUAAUCGAGAAACGGGAGAAACCACCCAGACCACCACCUCCAAGGAGAAAAAAGGACAAGUUCGCCACUGCUCCGAGACAAGUUGCACCCAAACGUCCGCAAAGAGGGUACAGCACCCUGAGACCAGGAAAGUCCAAAGAAAUUGGUAUUUUAGACGAUGAUUAUGAUGUUACUUUACAAGCAGCUGAAUCUACUCCUUACAUAGAAAUCGACUCUGACGACGGGGAGCAUAAAGACCUUCGUAGCAGCGAGGUUUUGAGCAAAAUACAGGGACGUCCGCUGCCAGCCCCUCCCAGGCCACCUAGAGUGAGAAAAGAAAGAUCUCUGGAACGGCCUGUCCGCGAGACACAAGAAGACAUCACGAUGGAAAUGACCACUGCCACGCAAACUGAUCCUCUACCUGACGAUAUGGUUAUAGAGGAAGAAGUAACACAGGCUAAGCUAGUGGUGGCGCCAUCUAUGUCAGGCUCUCAGAUCAUGGUCUCCACGGAAAGAAUACCUAGCCCACCGAGCAUAAGCACGCCACCUGUCCCUCCUCUUCCGACAUCUCAACGUCUGCGCAAAGAGGAUCAAAUGGGUCUACCAUACGAUACCGUGUCGUUGAAGUCUCCAUCGCCAACAAGGGAAGUUGAGACCUAUGAAGAUAGACACUUGUCCGCUCCACACUUAGAGGAGCCGAUCAGAGACGAGGACUCGCAUUUAAGGUCUAUUCGUUCCGCCUUAUUCUCCGAUGAACCUGUUAGAAUUAGUAAUUUGGAAGUAGGAGACUUGAGAGUGGAUCGUUUGAGCGUAUCGCAAAUCGAGGCUGCAAAAAUAGUCGCUUCCGAGGUGGAUGCUUUAGUUAUCACUGCAUCCGAGUUGAAGAACAUAGGUGGCGGUAUGGAGGAGAGCCUGUCGCCCUCUAUCAUCAGAGAAUUAAUGGCAAUAAGAAGCCACCUGGAGAUCGUAGCGGCUUCCAGAGCAGUGGAGAGCCAACAGGUGGUGACAGAGAGGAAGACAGACAUUCCCGUUGCAGAGAGGCAGAAAGAAGAAGAGAAGACACAUGCGGUCCAGGCAGCUGAGAAAGACGAGAAAACGACGAAGGAGGAGCAAAAGGUUGUUAAAAGAGAAGUAACCGAAACCGGGUUCAAAGAUAUACGCAGUACACACACAUUAAUGGUCACGCGACCACCGGACAGAGAGUCGACACACACACUAGAAGUAGCGCAUGUAGAAUCGAGUGACAAAGAUAUUCCUAGCACACGAUCGUUAACUGUCGUUCAAGGUACUCAAGAUAAGUCCUUACGAAUUCUAGAUACAGAAACCCCCCUUUCUUUGAGCCCGGCCACCGCUCUGGAGCUCAUCAUGGAUGAAGCCCGCGUGCCCCCUCCCCGUUCCGUAACGACCAGUGUGGAAGAGAGAACCGAGUCGAGGCUGUCCCCUGACCGUGUCUCUGAAGCGAGCAGCGAACCAUCGGAACCUCCAGCUAUCUUCGAUUCCAAAUUGCUGUACGAGUUCUCGAAAACGUUAGAGCAUACAGAUGAUAAAGAGGGCUCGCCAGAGAUCAGUGAACGAACGACUUAUCAAAAGUCGAGGUCCAGAUCACCAUCUCCUAUUGGCAUCUCUAGAACGCGACAGACUGCCUCUCCUGUUCGUUCUCUGCCGCCAGCCAUCUCUGUAACACCUGAUACACCUGACAGUGUUGCCACUCAUGGCAUCACCAGUGAGGUACAGCCACAACGCGCCGUGAUCUCGUAUUCGUACACGAAUCAAUCGGAUAGGGACAGUCAAAGGGAAUCAUCUCAAUCACCGAUACCCUCCUCCUUUUCCCUUGGGGGCACCCAUCUCAUAGCGUUUCCAGCAUCACAGGUACCGCCGCAGUUCCUCUCGUUGGCAAGUCAGCAGGUCGACGAUGAACCGAGUAUCGCGGAGAGUACGAGACAAUUGGUUAGGGUCCUUAGGUUAGUCGGCCUGAAGGCGAUCAGACACUUCGUCAGUUAUAUGACGACAAUGAUUGGUGUAGAAGACAGUAGGGCGAAGAUCCGUGAAGUGGAGCUUACAUUGUGCGCGCUAUUACUACUGGUCACAGGCUUGUUGAUCUUCUUUUUCAGCAAUCCGCGAACGGUGACGCAUCAUCAUCAUUGGGACUACUUUAAUCCGCCGAAGUAAUAUGCCGUAGACGAAUCGUAAGAAAGUCGUCUGUGAGCAGAGCUUUAACGCUGUUACAUUUGUAACGUUAAGUCAUUUUAUAUACGUAUAAAUGGGAUUGAAUUUCUCCAUGAUGAGGGAAUAACAGGAGGAUAGACCAAAUAUCUUGGAAUAGGCGCAAAGGGUAACAUAAGAGGAUGUAUGCAUGCAUGUCAAAGAAACGAAGAUUUGGUAGUUAGGUCUGCCCCCUGGUAUCAACGAACAAUAGUUAAUUUGUUAAAUGUUUGUUACAUUUCGACGAAGUGUAUAUACACGAGAUAUUACAGCUGCUCGUAUUGAUAAAUUGAGCAAUGACAGGUUUCGCUUGAUGAAAAUCGAACGAGUGAUUGACAGUUGCAGAAGAAAUAAUAUAUGUAUACCCACAGUUUGCUACAAGAAUACUUGUACUUAAUCGCUAAAAUGUGCAUACGUAUAAAAACAAUAUACAAGUGUUACAACCACUAUUUUUUUAUCGACACGAAUUCUUCGUAGAAAAGGUCAAAUGCCGCGUAAAAGGCGAUUGAUAAAGAAUACGAAGAAAUAUGCAAUAAAAUAACGUGUUUUGUAUCUCGUUUGACCGUUUGACUAGAUACGGAUUUAUAAUACCAGCAUGGCAUCAUAAA